AUGGACGGUGCCACGAAAUCGGGUUAUAUUCCGAUGAAGCUUGACGAUGAGCAGGACGAACAGGUCAGGUCUCCCUCUGUCGCCCCGCUGCUGGACAAUAUUGACCUCGGCGAACCCGUCGCGCGCUACGAGAUCAAUGAGCUCUUUAACAGGCCUUACACUAUCUAUCGUGGCGCUCCUUCUGACGAGGUCGAUGCCGCUUGGGAUGCCAUAGCUGAAGUCGGCAUCGUCCUCAUAAGCGGCGAGGACGUCCGUGGACUUGGCAAAGAUCCGUCCAGAACAGUGAAGGCUCCACCUGAAUGGGAUGCACACCUUGCCCAAAUUGAUGGCCAGCACCAGAUCCACUGCCUGAACGUCCUCCGCAAGUGGGGUCAUUACGACUAUUACUUCCGGCCCAAAUUUGGCGACGAUCCCGGCUUGCUCCAUAAUUCCCAUAGAGAUCAUUGUGUCAUGCUGUUGCUGCAAACAUUAACCUGCCAGCCGAGCUUAGAUCUAAUCACGCACAACUGGGUCGAAACGCAGCAGUAUCCCGUACCGGAUUUCAACAUGAACCGCAAGUGUAAGAGCCACGAUAGGAUUAUAGACUGGCAGAGGAGCAAUAUGAUCACGAUGGAUCAAUGGGACGAGAUUCGGCCGCAACCAGGAGACUUUUUCCUACCGUUAUGGCCCGAACUGGUCGAAAUAAACAAACAGAACGGAUGGAAUGGUACCCGCUAG
Molecule: messenger RNA, 717 nt
Organism: Grosmannia clavigera kw1407
Lineage: Eukaryota; Fungi; Ascomycota; Sordariomycetes; Ophiostomatales; Ophiostomataceae
Exons: 3
Coding region: 1-717 (238 amino acids)
Biological process (GO): mycotoxin biosynthetic process
Source: RefSeq, a predicted model, not a curated record